This is a messenger RNA of Melopsittacus undulatus (budgerigar), 3768 nucleotides long. RefSeq names its product THAP domain containing 9 (gene THAP9). The record is from RefSeq and is a predicted model, not a curated record. Lineage: Eukaryota; Metazoa; Chordata; Aves; Psittaciformes; Psittaculidae. Bases 155 to 2782 code for a protein of 875 amino acids. The transcript is spliced from 5 exons.
GGUUGGCUCGGUUUUCUUCCCGUUCACACUGUCCGCUUACGUCGAAGCGAGGCGGAACUGCAGCGCUGCUGGAAACAGACCAGUGACGGCGGCCGGGAGGGCUCGUUAGGCAAUGGGGAAGGAGGAAGCAGCGGAGAAUGGGCGCCGGUAGCCAAUGGGCGGGCGCUGUCGGCGCCGUGCGGCGGUGGCGGCCAUGACACGGAGCUGCUCGGCGCUGGGCUGCACUGCCCGCGACAACGGGCGGAGCCGGGAGCGCGGCAUCUCCUUCCACCAGUUCCCGGUGGACGCCGCGCAGCGCCGCGAGUGGAUCCGCGCCGUGAACCGCGUGGACCCGCAGAGCCACCAGGCCUGGCGACCCGGUCCCGGCGCCAUCCUCUGCUCGCGGCACUUUGCCGAAGCCGACUUCGAGCGCUACGGGCUGCGGCGGAAGCUGCGGCGGGGAGCCGUGCCCUCCCGCUUCCCACACCCGGAGCCGCUGCGCGCCGGCCGGAGGAGCAAAGCCCUCGUCCGAGCCCUGAAGCAGCCGCUCCCCAGCCCCUCCGCGGGGGACCACAACUACAGCCUGAAGGGGCGGCCGCCGCUGGAAGGCUCGCAACAGCAGCAGCUCCCGGCGGCCGGGAGGUGCCCCCGCACCCGCCCGCCCAGAACGGUGCUGAGCGUCCUGUGGCGGCUGGUGGGAAAGCAGCACCUGUCCGAGGAAACCGUGAGUUUGCUGCAGGCACAGUUUGCAGCAGAUUUGCCUUGUGAGUUGCACAGCUGGAAGCAGAUGGCCGAAUACUCUCCAGAAAUGAGGCAGUUUGCUUGUAUUCUCCACCUCUACCAUAUUAAGGCUUACAAUUAUCUACGGAAGAUUCUUCCUCUCCCUCAUCCUUGCAGUUUGACAAAUUGGCUGUCUACUAAUAAGGCUGCUGCAGGCUUCAGCGACAACAUUUUUCUCUGCCUUCAGGAAAAGGUGGAGAGAGGGGAACAGGACUACCACUACUGUGCCCUGAUGGUACAAGACAUGCCCUUGCAGAAACAGUGGGAGUGGGACCCACAAACCCAGUGCCUGACAGGCUUUGUUGACUUGGGCGCAGGCAUCCUUGAUGCCGAUGAAGCUCCGCUGGCCUCAGAAGCAAUAAUCAUCAUGGCAGUUGGCAUCUCAAGUCCCUGGGUAGCUCCACUUGGCUACUUCUUUGUGAACAGCACAACUGGCUACUUGCUUGCUCAGCUGCUUCGCCAGGCCAUCAACAAACUGAACAACAUUGGCAUCAGGGUGCUGGCUGUGACGUCAGGUGCCACUGCUUGUGGUGCUCAGACUGCCAGAGCUCUAGGGAUCAGGAUGGAUCCUGAAAGGAUUCAGUGCACUUUCCAGCAUCCGCCCGGCUCUGCUCACAGCAUCACGUAUUUCUUUGAUAUUUGCCAUGCCCUCCAACUGAUAAGGAAUGCUCUGCAGUGCUUCCAGAAGAUAGAGUGGCUCGGUGACACUGUGCGGUGGCAGCACGUGGUGGAGCUCGCAGCUUUGCGGGAGCAGAGAGUACUGGAGCUGUGCAGUUCCAAGUCAGGCAGAUCUGGGAGUAAGGGGAUUUACCACCUGAAAGUCAACCUUGCUACUCAGUUGUUCAGCGAGGGUGUCGCUGAUGCGCUGGAACACCUUCAGAAGCUGGGGCUGGCCUCAUUCCAGAACUGCAAUGGUACUGUCAAGUUUGUGCGGUUGAUGAGCCAUCUGUGUGAUGUAUUUCAUGGCAGAGGUCCCUAUAGAAUGGGACUGAUGGGGCCUUUGCUAGUUGGAAAUUACACCAAAAUAACCCACCUCUUUAAUGAGGCCAAGAGCUUCUUUAUCACCUUCACGGACUCUAUGGGGAGAUACAUUAUUAAGAGCAAACGGAAACUAGGAUUUCUGAGUUUCUUGCUUAAUGCUGAAAGCCUCAAGUGGCUUUACACCAACUAUGUGUCACCAGAAAGCACUUCUUCCCACCACUUCCUGACUUAUGCCUUCAGCCUCGAUCCCCUGGAGCUGUUUCUAAGGACUCUCCAGCAAGCCUGUGGCAAUGGGAAUCCCACAUGCACUGUGUUCCAGGCUGCUUAUCACAAACUUCUGGCUGGCUGCAACUUGGCACCAGGCUCACCAUACAGCAGUGGCUUAGGCAGUAUGAGCUCCUGGGACAUAGCCAUGUCUCGCAGGAGAGAUCUGACCCUUGGCAGCAUUCGGGCUCAGUAUAACCCAGCUCAUGGGAGGACACUGGCAACAGAGUACCUCUACUGUGCAGGCCUUCUUUUGCGUGGCUCUGCACUGAGUAAUGCACUGACAGACCUUUCCCUGCAUGUACAGAGCAUCACCUGCACUGCAGGCUUCAUUGCUGAGCAAUUAGCCUCUGACUUGCAAUGUGACGUUUGCGUUGCUUCCCUUUUUGAGUCAGACAAGAGCAGGCUAAGAUGCAGGUCAGUACUCUACAUAAAAAAGUUAGGUGGGGUGAGUCUGCCCUCAGCAAGUGUGUACCGCAUAACAAGCAUUUCAGAACAAGUCCUAAACUGGUAUUGCAAAGUAGGAGACAGCAACAACACCACCAAGCUAUGGCACUUGUCCCUAGAACAGAAAAUCUUCCAGGAGCUCCUGGGAGAAACUCCCCUCUUCCCCGCUCUCACAAACCAUUUAUUUCAUGGGGAGGCGUGCAUCAACAAUCAUUACACAAUCUUAGUAAAGGAAAUAACACGAUGUUAUUUAAAGGUCAAAAAAAACUAUGCUAAACACCUGGAGUUGAAAUACCAUUAUGGAAGGCACAAAUUGAAGACAGUGAAGUGAAAACAUUUGUUUCCCUCACCACUGGGUAGCUGUCAGGCCAAACCCACAUGGGGACAUGAGAACUCAGUGCUGUUCCAAGGGCAGCCUCUGUUUCUGGGGCUCAGUUAUAGCCAGAUCUGGGCAACACAAGCAAGGAAGUGAUGUGGCAUCUUCUCAUGAUUUGGCUGGCAAAACGUAUUGAUAAGCAUGAUGUGUUGGGCCACUGCAAAGCAGCUGAUCAGAAUUUGGCUGAGCAAGGCAAGGAAGUGCAUCUGAUCCUGUGUUCCACCUAGCAGUCCUGCAAAGCAGCCAUGUAUUUUGUGUGACUUAUGUGGCAGGCCAGGAUUAGCGAUGGUUGCUCAAGAUGCCUGGGGAAGUGGCAGGGGAUGCUGCAGAGUGUACACUAGAGGUGCUGGAUAGCUUAGUGCUAUGAACGCACUUGCCAGGAGAAGGCUGAUGCAUCUUCCACAUGGCUGAGGAGAGUCAUGCAUACUGGCAGUUUGAUUUUACCAAAGUAAGUCUGCUUUAAAAAAGCUGGAAGCAAGAAAAUGUGCAGAGCUUUUAUUUAAAAAGGAAAAUAAAGAUGUGAAAAGAAAAUGGCACUCAAGUUGUCCAGAAGACUCCACUCCUAAAAGCAGCUAAACAAGCUGGUUUAGUCUAGAUCCCCUGGAGGGGGAAACUACAAUAUUGAACUGCACCUCCGAAGCCCCAUGUUUUACUAGCAAGGUAGUGGAUACUGAGCAGAGAGGCUGUUGUCCAUAAAGGUGAGAGGGUAGCACCAAGGCUGGGCCCAGGCUAUUGGCACCCAGCAGUGCUGACACCCUCCUCUCUGGGUAGGAGCCCCAGGCACCAGCAUAUGGGUGUGCUGCAGCAGAGCAAGCAUUUCAGGUCCCAUUUCAUGGCCCCAACUGUGCCAAAUGGCCCCAUCCUCCCAGAGCUGGUAUGUCCCCUGCAGCCCAGGGCACAGAUGCUGUUUCCUGUGAUUACUUGAAACAGAUUUGGUGAUA